GAUGGCGGCGGGUUCGGAUCUGCUGGAUGAGGUUUUGCUGAAUACUGAGGUGGAUGAGAAGGUGGUAAGCGACCUAGUGGGCUCCCUGGAGUCUCAGCUGGCGGCCUCAGGCCACCACCACCAGCACCACAAUGCGCAGGAGACCCUCAGGGCCGCUGGGGGGCUGCUGGGGAACCAUGUUGUGAGCAGCAGCAGCAGCAGCAGCCCAAGCCCUAGUCCUGGAGGAGUAGUAGUAGGAGGCAAUGCUAAUGUCCAAACAGAGAGCCCCGGCAGCGGCACCACCGGCAGCAGCAGCAGCACCACCACCACUACCGCCGCCGCCGCCGCCGUCAAGAUGGGACUCAGUGGCCCAGAGAUCACCAAGCCAGGAACUGGUGGAGUGCAAGGGAGUGUAAUCAAUCAUAACGCCAGGUCCCAGGGUUCUACUUUGGAUGGGGCCACCACAACCAGCACCAGCACCACUGCAACAGUCCAAGGUGGAUCUGAAGCUGCUGUCACCCCAGGGACCCUCAGCCAGGGCAAAUCAGUGGUCAUCAGCACCAUGGCGACAGCUUUAUCUACCAGGAAUGGUAAAAUUGGCACAACGGCGGUGCAGACUCUAAAUGGGAGUAAUGUGGUGAUGAAUUCUCACGCUUCUUUCUCAGCCACUCCUGUAACAGCGAACCCUGCCGUUGUCCCCGCCGUCACCCCUCUUGUUAAUAAUGGACCUGGAAAUGUGGGGAAAGUCAACACGGUUAACGCCGUCUUGCCAUCUGCUCCAAGUACCGUCAUCCAGACUUCUUUCCUUGGCACUGGGGUGUCCUCCGCCUCUUCGCCCUCUCCUACGGUGAUCUCGCAACAACCCCCAAGCAUUGGGGCUGGAGGGCCGACUGUAGCAUUGGUGAGGCCACCCAUUCACACAGCGGGACCCACAGUGGCCGCAGCCACCCAGAACGGGAGCAAUACUGUGAUCAAUUCAACCAUCAGUGUGGGAAGUUUUCCUGCUGCUGCUGUUGCUGCAGCCACCGUGGGGUCUGGUGUUUCCCUCCAGACCUCUCUUGUGAACAGCCAGCCAGGCGCUGGUGUACCGGCUGCACCCACCACGCAGGUCAUCAAAUCGGAGUCUCCUAAAACUAUUGUGCAGGCGGUAACCCAGCAGCAAACUCUGGCUGCUGGUGGGCAGCCCAGUACUACAGGGGGUAAUAUGAUCAUUGGGCAAACUAUGCAAGCUGGCCUGCCCAACGUAGCCCCUAAUCCUGGUGGGGUACCUCCUGCGCCUCCAAGUACCCCCACAGGCUUGGCUAAGGGUGCAGCCAAUACAGUGGCGCAGAGCCUACCAAGGACUCCGACGGCAACUACAAGUGGAAUCAGAGCAACUUUGACUCCCACAGUUUUAGCACCACGUCUGCCUCAGCCUCCUCAGAAUCCAACAAAUAUUCAGAAUUUUCAGUUGCCACCAGGCAUGGUCCUUGUGCGUAGCGAGAAUGGUCAGUUAUUGGUGAUCCCUCAACAUGCUUUAGCGCAGAUGCAGGCCCAAGCACAUGCACAGUCCCAGCCUCAAACUACCAUGACUCCUCGCCCUGCCACACCCACCAGUGCUUCUCCGGUCCAGCUCUCGACUGUGCAGGUCAGUUCACUGAGAAAUGCUCCUGGAACGCCUAUAAUUGCACGGCAGGUGGCACCGACCACUAUAAUCAAGCAAGUGUCUCAGGCACAGACAACUGUCCAACCCACAACCACGUUACAGAGGCCGCCCGUAGUUCAGCCUCAGAUUGUUCUGGGCAGUCCUGCACAAACGACAGCGUUAGGAACGGCAACGGCUGUGCAGACUGGAACGCCUCAGAGGACGGUGCAAGGAGCUACAGCGACCUCAACCACGACCACAGAAACCAUGGAAAAUGUGAAGAAAUGCAAGAAUUUUCUCUCAACAUUAAUAAAACUGGCCUCUUCUGGAAAGCAGUCCACAGAGACUGCAGCUAAUGUGAAAGAACUAGUCCAGAACUUGCUGGAUGGAAAAAUUGAAGCAGAAGAUUUCACCAGCAGGCUGUACCGGGAACUUAAUUCUUUACCUCAACCUUACCUUGUGCCUUUCUUGAAGCGGAGCUUACCUGCCUUGAGACAGCUGACUCCAGACUCGGCGGCUUUCAUUCAGCAAAGCCAGCAUCAGCAGCCCACGACGCAGCCUACCACUGCUUUAACGGCCGUGAUGCUGAGUGGCUCAGUUCAGCGUACAGCGGGAAAGACCACGGCCACCGUAACAAGUACCUUACAGCAGCCAGUCAUCAGUCUAACACAGCCGACGCAAGUUGGGGUUGGCAAGCAAGGGCAGCCCACGCAGGUGGUUAUCCAGCAACCUCAAAAACCAGGCACGUUGAUUAGGCCUCCGCAGGUGACGUUGACACAGACCCCGAUGGUGGCCUUGCGGCCACCACACAACCGUAUUAUGCUUACUACUCCUCAACAAAUUCAGCUGAACCAACUUCAGACAGUCCCUGUGGUAAAACAGACAGUAUUACCUGGAACCAAAGCUCUUUCUACUCUCUCAACCCAAGCUGCCGCCGCUCAAAAAAAUAAACUCAAAGAACCUGGGGGAGGUUCUUUUAGGGAUGAUGACGAUAUUAACGAUGUUGCAUCGAUGGCAGGAGUUAACCUUUCAGAAGAGAGUGCACGUAUAUUGGCCACGAAUUCUGAAUUGGUGGGCACGUUAACAAGAUCAUGUAAAGACGAAACCUUUCUUCUCCCAGCACCUUUGCAAAGAAGGAUAUUAGAAAUAGGUAAAAAGCAUGGAAUAAUGGAAAUCCACCCCGAUGUAGUUAGUUAUGUAUCGCACGCGACGCAACAAAGGUUACAAAACCUGGUCGAAAAGGUAUCGGAGACUGCCCAGCAAAAGAAUAUUUCUUACAAGGACGAUGAAAGAUACGAGCCAGCAAGUGACGUUCGGGCGCAGCUCAAAUUCUUUGAACAACUUGAUCAAAUAGAAAAACAGCGGAAAGAUGAACAAGAAAGGGAAAUUUUAAUGCGCGCAGCAAAGUCUCGAUCUAGACAAGAAGAUCCAGAGCAGCUUAGGUUGAAACAAAAGGCCAAGGAGAUGCAACAACAAGAACUAGCACAAAUGAGACAGAGGGACGCCAACUUAACUGCAUUGGCCGCAAUAGGGCCCAGAAAAAAGAGGAAAGUGGACUCUCCAGGCUCUGGUUCAGGGACAGAGGGAUCCAGUACAAGCGUCGCAGUCCCAGGCAGCUCUGGAGUUGGAACGACCAGGCAGUUUACACGGCAAAGGAUAACGCGGGUGAACCUCAGGGACCUCAUAUUUUGUUUAGAAAAUGAGCGAGAGACAAGCCAUUCAUUAUUGCUAUACAAAGCAUUCCUUAAGUAAAAGUGGAGAAGAUCAAGGUAUUUUUUGGCGGAGAAGACACCUGGGGACACUUUUUUUAUAUAUAUUUGCAGAUUACGCCUUUUUGUAACGAGCAUAUGGGAUACUGUUUAAAAAAACAACACAUACACACCCCAUCGAAGACAACCACGACCACUCUGAGACAACCACCUCUGUACAAGGAAGCGUUUUCUAUUCCCAUUUAUCAUAAACUCUUUGGUAUAAGAGAACCCUUUCUUUGACCGUAAGGAAACUUGCAAAGGCCUGAGGAGACGAUAAGAGGACAAUUUAAAGUUUAACUCAUCUCUUUGAUUGAGUGGCCUUCUUGCCAAACAAGCCAUAUUAGAGACUGAUGGAACCGUUUAGCAAAUAACCAGCUACUCUGUGUCAGAUCCUGUAGCAAUUUCAACAUUAAUUGUGCAUUUUAGUUCAGUUUUACUUAACUAAAUCGAUUAUAUAGGUAUAUGCCUACAGCAGAUGACCUCAUUUUAUUUUAGCUUUUAAAAGGAGUCAGUUAGCAAAGCAAACUGAUUUUAAUAAAAUAUUUAUCUUUUCCUGCCCCAAAAUUGUUCAAAUUGUAGUUUACACUUAAUUUUAAGCGUAACCUCAAUUCUUUUAAUCUCGUUAUAAUCGCUUAUUAGAGGCACCCCACCCACUCUGAAGACCCACAAAAGGAGGGUUACUUCUGAAUGUUUUAUCAGCAUCUGUAAAAAAAAAAAAAGGAAGAAAAAAAAGGAAAAAAAGAAAUGCAUUUUAUUUGCUAUAGUUUGUAAAGCUGUAAAGUUUAAAACAAAAAAAGAAAAAAGAAAAAAAAAGAAAAACCUUUUCAGCAUAAAUAUAUUUUACUUGCACUGUGUUUUUUAGCGGAAGUGAAAGCUUAGAUUAAAUAAAAAUCAAAGUUAAGAGGAAUCAUCAAAAAGACAGUUUCUCAGUGUGAAAUCAAGUGUUGAAAAAUGAUUGGUGUAUUUUGUCAGUAAUUGUACAUAAUUUUUGGCACAUAACAUUAAAAAAAAAUGGCUAUGUAAACUAUAAUUAUUUUGCUAAAAGACUGUAUGCAAGCUGUGGGCUUACUUUAAAGAUGUCCAGAGCAAAAUUCCCCUCUUUGUACCUAUUUUUUUAUUACAAAUAUACUAAUUGGUUCUUUAUAUUUUCAGAGGUUAUUGUAUUAAAUUGUCUAUUGAUAGUACUUUUAUGACUGUAAAUAUGUCGGCUUUCUUUGUGUGAACUCUCAUGUUAGAUUUUAAGGGCAGGGGCCACCGUAAACGUUUCCUGUGCAAAUCCUAUUGAAAUGAAGGGAGCUUUACAUGAACUGGCAUUGAUUUCAACGGAGCCUUGUGUGAGAAGCGUUUCCUGUGGAUUGCACCUUAACUCUUUUUGUGUGUAAACUGAAUGCUGAUCAGUAUUUUUAUCAACACCCAACAAACUGUUACACCUUUUUAUUUUGUCUUUUAGGGAAAAAAAAUCCUGUCUUUCCAUUUUUUUUUCAUGUAAAUUUUGCACAGUUCCUUGUUCAUAUGUAAAUAUUUACUUUCAAAAAUGAAGUUUUUAAUUGCUAUUGUUUUAUAUAGGAUUGAAAGAAAAUUAACUCCUUUAUUAAAAACAAAUUUAUCUGUA
Elgaria multicarinata webbii is the source of this 4966-nucleotide messenger RNA. It is a transcript of the gene TAF4, whose product is annotated as TATA-box binding protein associated factor 4. Gene Ontology annotation, molecular function: protein heterodimerization activity; RNA polymerase II general transcription initiation factor activity; DNA binding. Gene Ontology annotation, biological process: DNA-templated transcription; transcription initiation at RNA polymerase II promoter. Lineage: Eukaryota; Metazoa; Chordata; Lepidosauria; Squamata; Anguidae. The transcript is spliced from 16 exons. Gene Ontology annotation, cellular component: transcription factor TFIID complex. The coding region runs from base 2 to 3355 and encodes 1117 amino acids. The record is from RefSeq and is a predicted model, not a curated record.